UAACAACAUUGGGAUAUAUAUUGUUGUUUAUUCAUUCGUAAAUAAAUUUUUACACUUUGUACUUUUAUAUAUUUAAUAAUUAGGGUGUGUACUAAAUACAUUAAUAUUUAUAAAUUUAUAAAUUAAUAACUUAAUAGUAAAUAAUGGCGACUGUACACCGCGAAGCUUUUCAAAAACAAAUUCAACAAGACUGGGCCAAUCGUGAAUACAUUGAAGUCAUUACUGGAAGUAUCAAAAAAAUAACAGAUUUUUUAAAUUCAUUUGAUAUGUCUUGUAGGUCAAGACUCGCAGUUUUGAAUGAAAAACUAUCGACACUAGAACGCAGAAUUGAAUACCUCGAAGCUUGUGUAACGAAAGGAGAAACUUUGACGUAAAUAAAAAAAAUGAGUUAUUAUUGAUCAGUAUUAGAAUUUUUAUAAAUCACAAUCAUGUAAAUAUUUUGAUUCUAUAAAUAAAAAGUAAUAAUAU
Molecule: messenger RNA, 468 nt
Organism: Microplitis demolitor
Lineage: Eukaryota; Metazoa; Arthropoda; Insecta; Hymenoptera; Braconidae
Gene: HSPC300
Product: probable protein BRICK1-B
Exons: 3
Coding region: 144-374 (76 amino acids)
Biological process (GO): regulation of actin polymerization or depolymerization; actin filament organization; cell motility
Cellular component (GO): SCAR complex
Molecular function (GO): protein-containing complex binding
Source: RefSeq, a predicted model, not a curated record